Molecule: messenger RNA, 2112 nt
Organism: Ruditapes philippinarum (Manila clam)
Lineage: Eukaryota; Metazoa; Mollusca; Bivalvia; Venerida; Veneridae
Exons: 5
Coding region: 79-1848 (589 amino acids)
Biological process (GO): lipid transport; lipoprotein metabolic process
Cellular component (GO): membrane; extracellular region
Molecular function (GO): lipid binding
Source: RefSeq, a predicted model, not a curated record
GUCUUGUUCAUUUCAGGUCUAUAUGUAAAGAGUGCUAGUGCAUGUAAAACACAUACAAGAUAACAUUUGUUUCAACAAAUGGAUGAAAUAAGCGAUUUAGAAGAUGUUCCUGAAGUUGAGCUGGGAGAUAUACGGUUGUUACUUAGGCAAGAGGCUGAGAACAGGGUUGUUGAAGAUGAUGGCUAUACGUUGUUCGGCUGUCUUGCGUUAUGUAUAAAAAAUCUGUUGUUGCGGAUAACAGCUCGAAACAAAAACAAAACGACUCAAGGAACUACCAUUGAAGAUUAUACCAAACCAGAUGUUAUUAAGAAAGGUGUUGUUGAUCUUCUAUCGAAACACAAGAAGCAGUUCAAAUCGGUUUUGACAAUACUUGUCGACGAUAUUCCACCAGAAGUGUUAUCAAAUAGUCAGACCGAAAGCAAAGAAAGUGAAGCUGAUUUGGAUACAUUUUACCAAAGGGUUAUCGAAGAUUGUAAAAGUGAUGAAAAAUAUAAACCUUAUGCGAAGUUAUGUAUCUAUGCAGCAGCAACAUGUAUAAAUACACCUAUAUACAUCCUUUGUGUAAGUGAGGCAGGGGAAAUGCAAUGGACUUACUUCAAACCAUUAUUCAAAUUCGAAGGUCAACCGGAAGCUGUAAUAACAUAUGUGACUAUGUUCAUAUCUUCUGACAAUACUUUCCAUGGAAUAGAAUCACACGAUCAAUCUGCACCAAAACCAGUAGCAAGAGGUCUUGUAGGGAUGUAUAUGUCAAUUUUAGAAGACACACCAGAAAAGAGCAUUGAGGUUCCAGACGAGCUUAGGGAUUUAUCAAUAGCUUCUAAAUCUAAGCUAUGUUACACUCUCAGUGGUGAAAUGGUUUUAAAAUCUUGUGAACUGCUACGGAAGAAAGGCCUUUUAAACGAAAAUGAUUACCGCAAGAUGACAGCACACAGAGCCACGAGAAUUGAAUUUGCCAUGUUUGUCACAAACUCACCAGAUGCGUUUGACAUUGUGUGCCAGGUUCUGCUCAAACGCCGCGAGAAGACUAUACUCAAAGAAUACCUGAACAACUGGACCAUCUUUGUUCGAUCAUGUGGUUUCCUUGCAAAGUUUGAUGCAUUAAUAGAGCUGGAUAUUGCAAUUUAUGAGAGAAAUAUUGCUGUGUCGGCUUUUGUGAAUUCUUGCAUAGCCGGAGGACAAGAGUUGGAUGAAAGAAGAAGGAGAAUAACAACAACAGUGAUCGCAAGCUCGUCGGUCGGCAUUGUGUCUGGAGGUAUGGUAAUUGCAGGACUUAUACUUGCACCCUUCAGCUUCGGUGCAUCGUUAGGUCUUAGUAUCGCAGGAGGGGCCAUUGGCGUGGGUUCCGGGGUUGCAGCAGGAACUGCAAGGACCGUUGAAGCUGUAAAACAGAACUCUAAAUUAAAUGACAUCAAGGCGGAACAAGAAGAAAUUAAGUCAAAGGAACAAAGAGUAGCUUCAGCGCUUCAAAAAGUUGAAGAAUAUUUUAGAACAGAGAUUGCAAAUUCUAGCACAACGGACACCGAAGGUCCUGGAUCAAGCAUACGAGGUUUGCUUGCUAUUGGUUCAGCUCUCCGAGCUGGUCAUAGUAUAGCAGGUAUAGCUCUUGCAGCAGUAAGGUUAGGAACAACAGCCGCAGCUGUAACGGCAUCUGUUCUUGGACCUUUAUCCUUGGUAUUCGAUGUUGCAUUUCUGGCAGAAGCAGCGCAUAAUAAACACACAGGUGAUAAAACAAAUGCUGGAGAAAUGUUGCAUGACAUGGCUGAAACUGUUGAUGUUAAGUGUAAAAUAUUUAACAGUAUGCUUCGUGGAAAUUGUGACGAACACAAACGAUUAUUUGAGUGGGCGUAAAACAAUAGGUACAUGAAGUUAAUAAAAUAAAUUUAUGUAUGAAAGGCACAUAAUGUUUAUGCAUAAUAUUCCUCUGAUCAAGUGUGUGUUGUUUUGUUACUUUGUGCUUGCGUCUGCUUAUAUGCAUAUUAAUAUUUCGCUGAAGGUAAACCUUAUAUGAAAGAUUUUAAGGAAAAGGAUAAGUGUAUUGAUAUACAUUUGUAUCGGAGUAUUUUUUUAAACUAUUUGUUCAGUGUCGUCUAUAAUAAAGUACAUUACGAAUCA